Molecule: messenger RNA, 677 nt
Organism: Pygoscelis adeliae (Adelie penguin)
Lineage: Eukaryota; Metazoa; Chordata; Aves; Sphenisciformes; Spheniscidae
Gene: IFT25
Product: heat shock protein family B (small), member 11
Exons: 5
Coding region: 1-384 (127 amino acids)
Biological process (GO): intraciliary transport
Cellular component (GO): intraciliary transport particle B; centrosome; cilium
Source: RefSeq, a predicted model, not a curated record
AUGGCCGACUGCAGGAGGGCAAUGGAGCCUGCUGGAGAAUCUCCCUCCCUGGCAGGAAGUUCAGAAACGUUUUGGACGACGACAGGCAUGUUCCCCCAGGAAUUCAUUAUUGGUUUUCCUAAAUGUGUAAAAAUCAGCAAAGUCGCAAUCCACUGUUACUUGGUGCGGACCUUAAGGAUUGAAAGAAGCAUAUCUAAAGACCCAGUAGGUUUUGAACAGUGCAUUGAAAAAGAUUUGCAACACACAGAAGGACAGCUUCAAAUGGAAGAAUUUCCCCUUCCUGAUUUCCAAGCCACUUACCUGCGUUUUAUCAUCAAGUCUGCCUUUGAUCAUUUUGUAUCAGUGCACCGGGUGAUGGCAGAGGGCACAGCAGAAAACACUUAAGUCCAGCUUAAAUUUGUACCUCAUUUUUUUUAAUAAAGAAGUUAUAGUUUGAUAUCUGUAGCACGGAGAAUAUUUAUUAUUAAAACCUUGUAUUAAAGUGUUUUUUGAAGGUAUGGAUGUAGUAUGUAUUCCCCGCCGGUUUAAUGUAUGUAAUGCAGUAUUCAAUAUUGUAGUUAACAGCUUUCUAGUUUUAUAGCCUAGACUGUUACCCUAGAACGCUUGAACAUAACUGAGUCCAUUUAAAUUAGUAUGUUUAUAUCAGGCUUUCUUAAUACAUGAAUUAAAACUAGAUU